UGCCAAUGCUGUGUUCUGUGGACCUGCUGCGGGAAAGGCGUUUUGUUCCGUUGUGUUUCGUUUGUCGUUUGUCGGAGCUGGGGGCCCCCAGGGAAGGUACUGAGGCCCGGUGCUGAGAGAGGGAAGGCCAAGGCGAGAAAGCCGCCACAGGGAAGGGAACCGGGAAAUGGGUGCAAUAGCCCAGCGCUCCGUAAAGAAUCGAAACUGAAAGCGAGAAAGGAGGGGCAAACCGGAGAAAGUGGGAGGAAACGGGGAAGCUGGGGGGGAGGGGGUCAGCAGCAUCCCUCCGUCGCCCCACGCCUGGCGCAGGACCUAGGAGAGGGCGCUGCAGGCACCCGGGGACCGUGCAGACCCUGGGACGCAAACCCAGAGAGCGCGAGCGCAUCGGAGCCCACAGCCCGCACGCAGAACCCGUGCCACCCGUUGUCCCCGCGCCGGGCCACUGACAUGGACGUGUACCGCACCCCCGCCACCGAGUUGGACGACCUGGUGAUCAGCAGCCUGCAGCCGCCCGCGGAGUUCGUGGGAACCGCGCGGCGUGCCCUCGGCGCCCUGGGAGCUGCCCUGAGAGAGCGCGGGGGUCUCCGCGACGCCGCUGCCCCUACGUGGCGGGUGCUGAAAAUCGCCAAGGGAGGUUCCUCUGGCCGGGGCACAGCUCUGCGGGGUGGCUGUGAUUCUGAACUUGUCAUCUUCCUCGACUGCUUCAAGAGUUAUAAGGACCAACGGCUUCGCCGUCCAGAGAUCCUCAAGGAGAUGCAGGCACUGCUGAAUUCCUGGUGUCAGCAAAAAGUCCCCGGUCUGAGCCUGGAGUUUCCUCAGCAGGACACACCCGGGGUCCUCCAGUUCCGACUGAAAUCCACAGACCUUGAAAACUGGAUGGAUGUUAGCUUGGUGCCCGCUUUUGACGCUCUGGGGCAGCUCAGCUCCAACGUGAAACCCAAGCCCCAGGUCUAUUCGGCUCUCCUCGCCAGCGGCUGCCACGCGGGCGAGCACGCGGCCUGCUUCACAGAGCUGCGGAGGAACUUCGUGAACACGCGCCCUGCCAAACUGAAGAACCUGAUGCUGCUAGUGAAGCACUGGUUCCGCCAGGUGUGCCCAGAGGAGACGAGGAGGGAGAUGCCCCCAGACUAUGCCCUAGAGCUGCUGACUAUCUAUGCCUGGGAACAGGGCUGUAAGAAGGAUGCCUUCAGCCUGGCCCAAGGCCUCCGGACCGUCCUGGGCCUGAUCCAACAGUAUCAGAGCCUGUGUGUUUUCUGGACCAUCAACUACGACUUCGAGGACCCUGCAGUUAAGAGGUUCUUGCAGCGCCAGCUUGAGAGACCCAGGCCUGUGAUCCUGGACCCAGCUGAUCCCACGUGGGACGUAGGGAACGGGGCAGCCUGCGACUGGAAUCUGCUGGCCCAAGAGGCAGAGUCCUGCUAUGACCGCCCGUGCUUUCUUCAGGCAGCAGGGGGCGCUGUGCAGCCCUGGAAGGUGCCAGGCCUCCCACACUCGGGUUUGGACCACCACGUCCCGCAAGACCCUGUCCAGAAGAGCCUGAAGGACAGCUGCAGUCUGGAUGCUGUGCACCCAAGGCCAGGGAGCAGGCAGCCCUCCUGCCCAGCUCCUGCCCCCUUAGAGGCCGCCAGCAUCACCCCCUCUACCCCUGGGGUAGAUCUGUCUCAGAUCCCCUCCAAGGAGCUGGACCUCUUCAUCCAGGACCACCUGAAACCAAACUCGCAGUUCCAGAAGCAGGUGAGCAAGGCCAUCGACGUCAUCCUGGGCCGCCUCCUCCAGAAAUGUGUCCACAAGGCCUCGAGAGUCAGCAAGGGGGGCUCAUUCGGCCGGGGCACAGACCUGAGGGGUGGCUGUGAUGCCAUACUCGUCAUCUUCUUCAACCGCUUCAAAACCUACAAGGACCAGGGGGCUUACCGUGCAGAGAUCCUUGAUGAAAUGCGGGCACAGCUGGAAUCCUGGCGGCAGGAUCCGGUCCCUGGCCUGAGCCUCAAGUUUCCAAACCAGACCGUGCCCAAGGCUUUGCAGUUCCAGCUAGUGUCCACGGCCCUAGAAAGCUGGAUGGACGUCAGUCUGCUACCCGCCUUUGAUGCCGUGGGGCAGCUCAGCUCUGGCGCCAAACCUGAGCCCCAGGUCUACUCAACCCUCCUCGCCAGCGGCUGCCAAGAGGGCGAGCACGCGGCCUGCUUCGCAGACCUGCGGAGAAACUUUGUGAACACUCGCCCCGUCAAGCUGAAGAACCUGAUUCUGCUAGUGAAGCACUGGUACCAUCAGGUUGCAGCUCAAAACAAAGGAGAGCGGCCAGCCUGUGCCUCCCUGCCCCCAGCCUAUGCCCUGGAGCUCCUGACCAUCUUCGCCUGGGAACGGGGCUGUGGGAAGGACCGUUUCAGCAUGGCCCAAGGCCUCCGGACCGUCCUGGGGCUUGUCCAGAAGCACCAGCAGCUCUGUGUCUUCUGGACAGUCAACUAUAGCUUUGAGGACCCAGCUCUCCGAAUGCACCUCCUUGGCCAGCUUCGGAAACCCAGGCCCCUGGUCCUGGAUCCUGCCGACCCCACCUGGAACGUGGGCCAGGGCUGCUGGAAGCUGUUGGCCCAGGAAGCAGCAGCCCUGGAGAUGCAGGCCUGCUGGAUGAGUACAAAAGGGACGCCUGUGCAGCCCUGGGAUGUGAUGCCCGCGCUCCUGUACCAAACCCCAGCCGGGGACCUCGACAAGUUCAUCAGUGAAUUCCUCCAGCCCGACCGCCAGUUCCUGACUCAAGUGAACAAGGCUGUUGAUACCAUCUGCGCAUUCCUGAGGGAAAAAUGCUUCCAGAACUCUCCCAUCAAAGUGCUCAAGGUGGUCAAGGGCGGCUCUUCAGGCAAAGGCACAGCUCUGCGAGGCCGCUCGGAUGCCGACCUAGUGGUGUUCCUCAGCUGCUUCAGCCAGUUCACUGAGCAAGGAAACAGGCGGGCAGACAUCAUCUCGGAAAUCCGAGCCCAGCUGGAGGCAUGUCAGCAGGAGAAGCAGUUCGAAGUGAAGUUCGAGAUCUCCAAGUGGGAGAAUCCCCGCGUGCUGAGCUUCUCGCUGGCGUCCCAGACGAUGCUGGAUCAGAGUGUGGACUUCGACGUGCUGCCAGCCUUUGACGCCCUCGGCCAGCUGGUCUCCCGCUCCAGGCCCAGCCCUCAGGUCUACGUGGACCUCAUCCACAGCUUCCACAACGCGGGCGAAUACUCCUCUUGCUUCACAGAGCUGCAGCGGGACUUCAUCCUCUCUCGCCCCACCAAGCUGAAGAGUCUGAUCCGACUGGUGAAGCACUGGUACCAGCAGUGCAACAAGAUGCCCCAGGGGAAAGGCUCCCUGCCCCCCCAGCAUGGGCUGGAACUCCUGACGGUGUAUGCCUGGGAGCAGGGCGGGAAGGACCCCCAGUUCAACAUGGCUGAGGGCUUUCGCACUGUCCUGGAGCUGGUCACCCAGUACCGCCAGCUCUGUGUCUAUUGGACCAUCAACUACAACUACGAGAACAAGACCAUCAAAGACUUCCUGGAGCAGCAGCUUCAGAAGCCCAGGCCCAUCAUCCUGGAUCCAGCUGACCCAACAGGCAACCUGGGCCACAACGCCCGCUGGGACCUGCUGGCCAAGGAAGCUACAGCCUGCAUGACUGCCCUGUGCUGCACGGGCAGGGAUGGCAACCCCAUCCAGCCGUGGCCAGUGAAGGCUGCUGUGUGAAGCCCAGAAAAUCAAUGGUCAUACCAGAUGGACAGAUGGACACCAGCCCUCGGCAUGGGGAGACUUGGGGGCACCUGCCAUAUGUGUGUGUGUGUGUGUGUGUGAGAGAGAGAGAGAGAGAGAGAGAGAGAGAUAGUGAAUCCACUCUACUCUUCAGUCCAGCCUCCCAACUGAUAUUUCUGCCUCCCAGCUCUGCUCUCUCCUCCCGGAAGCCCACUCUGCUUAUCCAGCCCAGUUGAGCUUCAUUGAAUUCCCCUUGUCUCAGAAAGGUACUACCCAUUUCACAUACCCCCCUCCCUUUUGCCUACACACUGGAGUCCAGACUCCAUAGAUUGGCACCAGGUUGGGUUUCCAGCUUCUCCAUUACCCGUAUGAUUCUCCAGUUUCAGCUGCAUCCACCCUGUUCCCUGCCCCUGCCGAGAAUGUCCUCGUCCUCCCUGACUUCUCUCUGCCCAUCCACACCAGCUCAAAUCCUUCCUCCUCUUAAACCCAUCCCUGACCUCCCAGUGACCUCUUCUUUCCCAGUUCAAGAACUUUUCAUGGGGAUGGCAGGGUUUUCAUCUCAUUUUUCAGUCACACUCAGUUGGUCAUGGCUGCCUGGAGCCCAAGGUGUUGAAGGAUCCUGAAGAAUGGAUACAUAGUUGGGAAGAGAGACCUAAUCACUUAGUGAUGUCUGCCAUUGAUGCAAUAAAGGAAAGUAGUGGCCUGAGUGCCAUGAUUGAUUAGCAGUGUCUGGACUGGAUGCAGGAAGAAGAUGCUCACAGAUCUAUAGUAUGUGUCUAGGCUAUUGAGAAGCUCUCUGAGCUCAGCCGGUAGCAGGAGCACAUGUCCAGAUUGGCUAGCUUUGUCUGCUACUGACACAGACAGAGGGAGUGGGGGCACGCAUGCCAUGCAGUCCGUCUCCUUGGACACUUCACUGGAUGCCUUUUCGUUGGAGGCCUCCUUUUGUUCAGCCUUCCUGUUUCACUCAUCCACCCAGUUCCUACAUCUUGAUGCCAUGUCCUACUUGCCUUCUUGGAUUUUUACUGUGUUCCCGUCUUUUCUCCUGACCUGCUGGAAUGCCACCAGUGGGAUCCUCCAUCCCAAAUACCUAAACGUGAGCCAAUACCCAAACAACAGUGCUCAGCCUGUGUCUCUCUGCCCUCCAGAGUAAAUCCACCAGGUCCAUUCAGGAGGCGCUGCUGACCUCUAGUCCAGCAACAAUGUCUCACUGAGUCAAGGCUCAGCACGGAAAACAGAACAUACUCCAGGAGUCGUAAAGCAGCAAGGGAUUCCAUCAAAACCCCUGGACCGGCUGGAGGAGGCUGAGGCCACCACCGGACUAUUGGUUUCAAGAUUAGACUCCCAUGGCUAAAUCAGAAGUCAGGCUGCUGCUGCUGCUGCCUCUGCCAACGCCGCUGCAGCCAUCCCUACUGCCUCACACCCUCGAAACUGGGGUCCAGACCCAGGACGGCAGCCACAAACAUCUCUCAGAAGUUGGCAGCCACCAGUAUGGCAGGAAGGCGGCUUCUGCCUCUCUCCUUUAACAUGGUCAAAAUUACAGCCAGAACUCUGGCUGCAGGGAGUCUGAGAAGUGGACGUUUCAUUUCCCCCCCCUCCCCCCUCCCGCCGUGGCACAGGGAGGAAUGGAUGCCCAGGGCCGAGCAUCCAUGUCCAGCACUGCGUCCCUAUCAGAAGCACCAUGAAUAUCUGUUGGGUGGGUGCGGGCGUGGUCCAUCCCAGAGGGGAGGACCAGGAGACAGAGAGAAAGCAGCCAUGUUCUUAGGGCACACAAGAGUUAAGGGGUCUGGAUGACGAUGUGUCAAAGUAGGUUCUUCAAUUGUAACAAAUGUCCCAUUUUGGGGAGUGUCGAUAGUGGGGGAAGACAUAUGUAGGAAAUUUCUGGGCCUUCUGCCCAAUUUUGCUGUAAACCUAAAACUGCUCUGAAAAACAAAGUAUUUUUUAAAAAAGUAAAGGGGUGUAAUAUCUGCAACAUGCACUCAAAUGUAAUAAUAACAUUGAUAAGAGGUACCUAUAGAAUAAGGGGAAAUGUGAAAUAUUCUGAGUGAGGAUAUAAGAGUUCUUUGUAACACUCAUCUCACAAAUAUAUAAUAAUAAUAAAUAAAGCACAGACUUUGGAAUCGGGUAGUGUGGAAUUAGAACUUGCCAGACAACUUAGUGGCUGUGUGACCUUGGGCAAAUGUUUCUACCUCUCUGAGCCUCUUGGUGGUGUUAUACUAAACAUCAGACAAGGGCAGGGAAGGAUCCUUCGUGGGCAAAGUUCUCCAGAGAAACAGAACCAGUAGGAUGUCUAGAUCUAGAGCGAGAAUUAUUUUAAGAAAUUGGCGGGUGCUAUUACAGGGGCUAGCAAGUCCAAAUUCUGCAGAGCAGGCUGGCAGGAGGAAGGCCCAGGGAAGAGCUGAUGUUACAGCUCCACCUGUAGUGGAAUUCCCUCUUCCUUGGGGGAAGUCAAUCUUUUUUCCAGUGAAGGCCCUCAACAGAAGGAGGCCCACUCACAGAAAGGAAUCUGCUUUACUCAAAGUCCAUUGAUCUUGUUAACCUCAUCUAAAAAAAUACCUUUGCAGAAAGAUCUAGAAUAACGUUUGACCAAAUAUCAGGGUACCAUGGCCCAGCCAAGUUGACCUAUAAAAUUUACCUUCCCACACCUUGGGGAUGUUUGCGUCUGUGUCACAGAGGCAGCCAGUGGGAGCCCUGUGGGCGUUUCAUUUUCACAGCUCUGGACCCAGGAAUUGCACACCUGUCUCCUCUCUGACCUGUGUGCUGCUGAGCCUGUUUUCUGUCCUUGCUGGGUGGGGUGAGUGCCUGAUGAGGCACUGCGGGUGUCCAUGUGUGCUGAGGUCCUGGGCACACAAGCUCCCACCCGCUGACCACUCUGGGACCUGGGUUUGCCCAGUGGCAGAGAUGAAACCUGAGUCCAGCUCAGCCCCUGUGUGGAGUGCAGUUUCCAGGCUCUCGGC
Messenger RNA from Rhinolophus ferrumequinum (greater horseshoe bat), 6656 nucleotides. It is a transcript of the gene OAS3, whose product is annotated as 2'-5'-oligoadenylate synthetase 3. Lineage: Eukaryota; Metazoa; Chordata; Mammalia; Chiroptera; Rhinolophidae. The coding region runs from base 448 to 3699 and encodes 1083 amino acids. Gene Ontology annotation, molecular function: double-stranded RNA binding; 2'-5'-oligoadenylate synthetase activity. The record is from RefSeq and is a predicted model, not a curated record. The transcript is spliced from 16 exons. Gene Ontology annotation, cellular component: nucleoplasm; cytosol; membrane. Gene Ontology annotation, biological process: regulation of ribonuclease activity; defense response to virus; negative regulation of viral genome replication.